Messenger RNA from Diaporthe amygdali, 264 nucleotides. RefSeq lists its product as uncharacterized. The record is from RefSeq and is a predicted model, not a curated record. The coding region runs from base 1 to 264 and encodes 87 amino acids. NCBI's taxonomy places the organism in Eukaryota, Fungi, Ascomycota, Sordariomycetes, Diaporthales, Diaporthaceae. The transcript has a single exon.
AUGCAUGAGAUAUUGUUGGCUCCUGAGGCAUCUAUGCCGCCUAUGGCGCCUAUGCCUCUGCCCUGCCCCAUCCCCAAGAUGAUGCCGGCGGUCAUCACUACCGUCAUCGGAGUCGUCCGAGUCGUCCGGGUCACCUGGGUCGUCAUCGCUCCCCCCUCCCGAAUGGCGGUCUCCAUUGGCGUUGCUAUGGUUUUCAUCAUCAUCGUCCUCCUCUCCGUCUCCUGGGGCGGCUGGAUCGACGGGUACGAAACCUCGGCACGGUAA